UUGCCCGUCUCUGCCUCUACUACCGUUCGCCUCUGCUGCCCCGACACGCUACCUGCAUCCUCCCGUUACCGACUCGCUGAUCCCAUCGCCGAUCGCUAAACCUCUCGGAACGGUGAAGGCACAAGCUACGUUGCUGCAGCUUGCUAUAACAACCCAACGCCAACGCAUAUCCGCCCCAUAACUGCAUUUCGCUUGUCGCACAAAGCAGUUCUAUCGCUGUCUUUAAUUUUACACCGAAACUCCUUCUGCAGCCCGAAGACCGUACCGUCGAUACCCGACAGUACAAGCCGAAGCUUCUGACCUCCUUUCCAUCCAGCGCGACUACCUGACCAACUCGCGCUUUGACUCACCCGUCAGCCCCUGCCUCCCAACAGUAAACAUGGCUGCUUCCGCCCAGAAGCCGAUGUCUAACAUCGCCAUGGCCUUUGGACGCCAGAACAGCGGCCAUGCUGCUUCGACCGGCACCCUCCCUACGCCCCCGAGUUCCAUCUCUCCGACGCUCCCUGCGCACAAGCGCCGCCCCAUGCCCGUCGUCGGGCGCCUGCACACACCAGAAGAGGAGUCUAUGGAUAUAGAUCUCCAGGAUGCGGUGGAACAUGCGGCAGCGCAGGAUCAGCCUUCCGCGCUUUCCAAGGAGGCGCUGGCAGGCUUGGAUGCGACGCGCCAGAUUACGGCGCUGAUGCUGGCCAAGCACCAUCUGCCAGACAUCAUCGAAGGCCACGGCGCAAUGCCCAUCCGCGAGAUGAUGGCGCAUCUGACACAUGCGGUACCUGGCUUCUCUGGGUUACCCCCUGCGAAGGCCCGUAGGCUAGUCGUUGCGGCGCUGGAACAUCGCGCCGGCGGCGGUCUGCACGGAGAGGUCAAGUUCGAGAAGGUCGGCUGGGGGCGUUGGAGUGUAGCUGGCUCCGGCUCACAGGUUGCAGGAAUGCCCAUCGGUGGUAAGCGCUCUGGAAACGGGCGCGCAACACCAGCGAGUGUCGAUAGCAUCGGGGGCAGCCUCCAAAUACCCAAGUUGCGACAAGAGCGCGACGUCUACUCUGGCAGCUGGAAUGCUGGCUCGUGGUCGCCGCACCGCCAGGGCGAGGACGAAGAAAUGGCUGACCAGAUGUCGCUGGACGACUCUGAAGGCAGCACCGAGUCCGACUCGGCUUCCGACAUGGAUCUAGAGGAAGAACUUAACGACGACACGGAUCAAGAAGACUGGGCGACGAUGGGGCCUGAAGCUCUUCGCGAGACCCGCCGCGGUCCGCGCCGAGAACACCGCGAUUACAACUAUCUAAGCCGAACUCAGACGAGCAACCCGCGCUACCGGAGCAUAUCCGCCCAGGCCCACUCUCUGCCUCAGCCUCAAUCUCACCACGAACGCACUGCGACGCCCACGCACAAACCUUUCCUUACUGUUCCACAUGCAUCCCACGGUAAUCACGUCGUGAACGCGGGCUCUCCUUUGACUUCUUCCGUUUUUAAUGCACCGUCUGGUGUAGCCGGCUCGGGCGCUGAGCGCGACGCUAUCGAGGCACUCAUUGCUAUGGGCUCCAUGUAGACCCUUUUACUCUACAGCAUCGCGCUGUGUAGAGCUGACGAACUUUGCGAAAUCUCACAAAGCCGUACGAGACACGACUGUUACACAUCACAU
Molecule: messenger RNA, 1636 nt
Organism: Alternaria rosae
Lineage: Eukaryota; Fungi; Ascomycota; Dothideomycetes; Pleosporales; Pleosporaceae
Product: putative Sin3 binding protein-domain-containing protein
Exons: 2
Coding region: 380-1543 (387 amino acids)
Biological process (GO): positive regulation of transcription from RNA polymerase II promoter by glucose
Cellular component (GO): nucleus
Molecular function (GO): sequence-specific DNA binding
Source: RefSeq, a predicted model, not a curated record